This is a messenger RNA of Cylas formicarius (sweet potato weevil), 2570 nucleotides long. RefSeq names its product ubiquitin carboxyl-terminal hydrolase 5 (gene Usp5). Bases 149 to 2524 code for a protein of 791 amino acids. The record is from RefSeq and is a predicted model, not a curated record. Gene Ontology annotation, molecular function: cysteine-type deubiquitinase activity; protein binding; zinc ion binding. The transcript has 10 exons. Gene Ontology annotation, biological process: protein deubiquitination. NCBI's taxonomy places the organism in Eukaryota, Metazoa, Arthropoda, Insecta, Coleoptera, Brentidae.
GGACAAAGGUUCAGUAUAAACAGAGAAGAACCCGCACCUAACCUCACUGCCGUUUGUCAAUUUAUUUGGCAUCUAUUUUUUUUGCAAAUAAUCGCCUCGCACUCGUUUUGAAUUUUUGCAGGCGAGAUUUAAAAUCAAAACUCGCGAUAUGGAACUGCUAACGCAACACUUGAAGAAUGUAAAAAUUCCGUCCCAGCAGGAUAAAGUAUAUAAGGACGAAUGUGUAUUUUCAUUCGACAAUCCGGAAACUGAUACCGGUUUGUACGUUAGUUUGACCAACUUUUACGGAUUCGGCAGGGACCAUGUUGAGAGGCAUUUCGGAAAAACGGGUCAGGCGGUGUACCUCCAUCUUAGCAGGGAAAGACGCGAGGUGUCAUCGCCUCCGCAGGGUGACGGCCCCGAGAAAAAAAUCACCCGAUUGGCUAUAGGUGUAGUGGGUGGGUUUGAUCCCGAUGGGGGGAAGAAAAAAUUUGAUCUGAUUGAUCACUAUAAGGUAGUCGUUUUGCCCGGUUUCGUCAGUUUCGAUUGGCCCAACGAAGAUUUACCCGAAAUAGUAAAAUUAUCGGUAGAGGCCAUAAUUAGGUUGCCCUCCGCUAGCAAAGUGGCAGAACUGGAGGCGCUGAGUGGCACUUGGGAUGGUGAAGUUAGGAAGGUGUCCAAGCAUGCCGAAAAUUUAACUCAAUUAGAAAACGGAAAGAAAAUUCCACCAACAGGUUGGCAGUGCGAGAAGUGUGACAAAACUGAAAACCUGUGGUUAAAUUUGAGCGAUGGUUCAAUACUUUGCGGCCGCAAAUUCUUUGAUGGCUCAGGCGGUAACAAUCACGCUAUUGAGCGAUACACAGUCACAAACUUUCCAUUGGCCGUUAAACUUGGCACCAUCACGAAAGACGGCAAAGCGGACGUUUUUAGUUACGCCGAAGACGACAUGGUCGAAGACCCUUAUUUGAUUCAGCACCUCAGUCAUUGGGGUAUAAACAUAUCGAACAUGGAAAAAACCGAAAAGUCAAUGGUUGAACUGGAGCUGGAGCUCAACCAGAAAACAAACGAGUGGGCGGAGCUGCAAGAGAGCUCAGGCGCAUUGAAGCCUAUUUAUGGGCCUGGGUACACUGGUAUGGUCAACCUGGGCAACUCUUGCUACUUAAACAGCGCCAUGCAGAUGGUGUUUAGGGUGCCUAAUUUCAUCAACAAGUACUUUGAUGGCGGCCCCGGUAUUUUCCGUAAUGCGACCGGCAACCCUGCGGAAGACUUCAACGUCCAGAUGGCGAAACUCGGCCAUGGUCUCUUAUCGGGGAAGUACUCAGUGCCACCACCCCCAGGCUCGCCGAUUGACGCCGAUCCGCCCGGAAUAUGCCCGUCCAUGUUCAAAACGCUGAUCGGCAAAGGGCAUCAAGAGUUUUCGACCAAACGGCAACAGGACGUGCAAGAAUUCAUACUGCACCUCCUCACGCUGCUCGAACGCCACAACAAAAAUGGCGAGGAUCCGGGCGACUGCUUCCGGUUUGAGAUGGAGGAACGGUUUCAGUGCAGUCAGAGCAAAAAAGUCAAGUAUCUCACUCGUAGCGACGUCAUAUUGCCGUUGCUUAUACCCAUGGACGCGGCCGUGAACAAGGAAGAGGUCGCGGCGUAUGAGGCGAAACGCACUGACGACGGAAAGGGGCGGGAUCCGGUGGUACGACCCAAGAUAAAUUUCUUGUCGUGCUUAGAGUCGUUUACGCAAACGGAAAUCAUCAACAAUUUCUACAGUACUGCGGUGAACGAGAACGUACCGGCCAGGAAGACCACCCGACUGUCCACGUUCCCGGACUACCUCCUGAUCCAGCUUAAAAAAUUUAUGCUACGUGACGACUGGGUACCGAUUAAGCUCGACGUUUCGGUGGAAAUGCCCGACGAACUCGAUGCGUCGUGCCUGAGAGGUACGGGUCUCCGACCCGGCGAGGAAUUGCUCCCCGAACCGGACACCAAACCGCCCGCGCCUCAAUUGGACGAGCUGGUGCUAUCGAAGUUGGCGGAAAUGGGUUUCCCGCCGGAAUCGUGCAAACGGGCCGUGUUUUUUACGGGCAACGCGGGCCUGGAGGCGGCGACCGCUUGGAUCAUGGAACACAUCACCGAUUCCGAUUUCUCCGAUCCGUUCGUACCGCCCGGCACCGAGACGGGUCCCUCCUCUUUCACGCCGAAUCCCGAAGCCUUGGAAACCAUCGUAUCGAUGGGUUUCACCGGUGAUCAGGCCGCGAAAGCACUAAAAGCGACCGACAAUAACGUGGAAAGGGCGAUGGACUGGAUUUUCUCGCACCAGGGCGAGCUGGACAACGCGGGCUCGCCCUCGGGACCUCGCUUCAAAGAUGGCGACGGCAAGUACAAGUUGAUUGGGUUCAUCUCGCACAUGGGCACGUCGACCAUGGUGGGCCACUAUGUUGUGCACCUGCUUAAAGAUGAGCGUUGGGUCAUAUUCAACGACAGCAAGGUCGCGCUGUCUGAAAACCCCCCCAAAGACUUAGGUUAUGUUUAUUUGUACCAACGGAUGUAAGGAACGUUUUGUAAUUGUUUUUUAUACAAUCAAUAAAGAGCAUAGA